Molecule: messenger RNA, 758 nt
Organism: Galleria mellonella (greater wax moth)
Lineage: Eukaryota; Metazoa; Arthropoda; Insecta; Lepidoptera; Pyralidae
Gene: PDCD-5
Product: programmed cell death protein 5
Exons: 3
Coding region: 108-500 (130 amino acids)
Cellular component (GO): cytosol; nucleus
Molecular function (GO): DNA binding
Source: RefSeq, a predicted model, not a curated record
UGACUCAUUGGUACUUAUUUGAUUUAUUAAUCUCCUCUUUUAUGUUUUAUGACGAGAUUCUUAGAACAAAUUAAAUUGUUUUAGGAUAUUCUAUAAUUUAAACAAACAUGGAUGAUCCAGAAUUAGAGAAAUUAAGAAACCAACGUCUAGCACAGCUUCAGGCGCAACAUGGUGGGACUGGAGAUCCAAAUCAAGCGAAGGCACAAGAAGAGAGAAUGCAAGCAAUAGAGGAAACAAAAAAUUCAAUUCUCUCCCAAGUACUUGAUCAAAAUGCUCGAGCUAGAUUGAAUACAAUAAAGAUUAGUAGACCAGAGAAGGCUGCUAUGGUGGAAAAUAUGAUCUGUAGGAUGGCUCAGAUGGGUCAAGUUCAGACCAGAAUAUCUGAACAAGAGCUUAUACAGAUUUUGGAGUCUGUUAAUCAACAAAUGCCCAAAUCAACUAGCACUGUGAAAUUUGAUCGAAGAAGAGCGGCACUUGAUUCCGAUGAUGAUGAUUUCUAGCAGACUGACAUUUAGCUUUAUUUAUUUACAUUUCAUUAUUAAAUGAUACAUCUUAACACAUAUGCUUUAUCUAAAAUAAACUUUAUUUGAGUAUCUUAUAGUUCAUUACAAACAUUAAAUUCAUACAGAGAAAUUAUAACUAGAAAUAUAACAAUUUUUAAUUAGAUUAUUACACUGGGCGCUUUCUUGCAUAGCUAUAUCAAGUGUUUUUUUAAUUUUAUCUGUUUUCUACAAUAAAGUAAUUUUUUAAUCCAAAAU